UCCAACGCACUGCUCUGUACAAGCAAACCCUUCGUCCUCUUUGUGGCUGGCAGCUCAAUUAUUUGGAACUUCAUCUGUUGAUUUCAUCGACCUGAUCCAGUGUUGGAUACUUGGCAUCGGUGGUGUUUCUCAAUUGGAGGUCCGGAGCGUGUUUGAUCUCGUUCGGCUGGAGCCCAACUGGACGUUCUGAUAGUGAAGAGUUCAGCGAGUGAGGAAGGACGCACGCAUGGUUUACGUAGAGUCAUGGGACGAUUUUUUGGAGCGAGCCGUCGUCAUGUUUCGUGCUGAUCCCGUCGGCACUCGCUAUGUCAUGAAGUACAGGCACUGCGAUGGGAAAUUGGUACUUAAAGUGACCGACGAUCGCGGGUGCUUGAAAUUCAAGACAGAUCAAUUGCAGGAUGCCAAGAAGAUGGAAAAGAUGAACAACAUUUUUUUCACACUGAUGGCUCGAGGUCCUGAUGCCGAAUUUGUUGAAGAAGUCUCGCAGCCACCGACCCCACAACAACCAGCUAGGAAGAGUCGAGGAAGGAGGCAAUGACGCGGACAUAUAUUUCUUCAUGCCUAUGUUGGCAUGCCAGAAGUUUUGAAAAUACUAAGCUUUUCAUUGGUGAGGUUUCGUUUGAGAUCUUGAGUCAGUGUUUUGCAUGUUUGUGGCCUGCAUUUUCGUCCCUCGUCAGAACUAAUGACAAAUGAUUGCUUGGUAUAAGGAUUUGUUCUUAAAGCCCGUAUGUGGACCUAUGUGAGAUGCAUAAAUUCAACACCUUGGUGAUUCUUAGCUGAGUCCAAAUAAUCUGACUGCUCCAGUACUCUUUGAGCUGCUUUUUGUAGCGGUCACCAGUUUUCCUUUUCGGACCUAUAUUUUGAGAGCCAAAUCAGGUCUCAAAACUUUCUUUGAGCUGAUUUGGCUUUUGAACUGGAGCCAAAUCAGCUCAUGUCAGGAUCCGGUGCAGGCAUGGCAAAAGGUGGAAUAAUUUGUAAGUCACGAGCCCAAAGUCUUGUGCUAAGUUAAAUUGUGUUGACGAUUAUACAAUUCAGGCUCAUGAAGAAGGCCCGCUAUUGUCGAAAGAAGACAUUCACGCUUACACGUUCCACGAGUUUUUUCCCGCGUGAUGACACCAACUAGCUUCUUCAAAGAGUGAAGACGACAGUAUGUGUCCGUAAUGACAGAUUAUCACAUCACUAGGGGGAUCUAUCUGCAGUGCUGGUAUCCACACACUGCAGGUCCUCACAUCCAGAGAGAACAAUAACUGGAUGGUAACACAGGUCUCCGCAAAGUCUUCAGACCAUGUAUGGUCCAGAUCUUUUACGCUGAACGAUGGACUUGUGAUCAAGAGCAAUGAAAUAUUCCUUCUCUGCUCACACAUAUACAUACGUAGAUCCUAGUCUUAAUCACAAGUAACCCAAUGGCCGUUUCUGCAUUUUCAUGCCUAUGUAAACCAAAGAGUACCAGUCUCAGCGAGAAUCAUGACUGCUAAAUUCACUUCCACAUAUUUUUGGGAAUUUGCGGUUUAGUCAAGCAUGGGUGGAAUUCCCAUUCUGUGUAUGGUCACAUGGCCUUCCUUUGUGUAAUCACAUGCGCCAGUACAUGAUUGAAGCUUUACGGAAUGAAACACCUAGGACGGGGAAAGAAUAACUAGG
Messenger RNA from Marchantia polymorpha subsp. ruderalis, 1638 nucleotides. Lineage: Eukaryota; Viridiplantae; Streptophyta; Marchantiopsida; Marchantiales; Marchantiaceae. The record is from the annotation of a GenBank genome assembly.